AUGAGUUCACUUAGUCGUAAGGCCUACAUGCGUAUUUACGCUAUGGUUGCCAUCGAAUGUCUCGGUGCAGUCCAGUAUGGCUAUCACAUGGCGGAACUUAAUGCCCCGGAAGCAUACAUUUCUUGUCGUGCACUGCCACCCGGUGAACAUGCUGAUGUUGACUGCAUUCCUAUGACCGCUGAGGACAUUGGAAGUGUUACCAGUCUUAUCUCCAUUGGUGGUCUCAUCACCGCAUUGCUGGCAGGUAACGCGGCCGGAAUUUUGGGUCGUCGCAAGUUCUCCAUCAUCACAUGCAUCCCCUUCAUCAUUGGGUCUGUUUUAACCGGUGCCGCCACCAAGGUUUGGCACAUGCAAAUUGGCCGAUUUAUCUCAGGACUUGGUGCCGGUGCCGCCAUUGUAGUUAUUCCUCUUUAUCUUUCUGAAAUUGGACCCGCAAACCUCCGUGGCCAGCUCGGCUUUAUGAACCAGGUUUCAAUCAAUGUCGGAAUUUUAAUUGCACAGGUUCUCGGCAUCUUCUUUUCUACUUUUGCUCGUUGGCGUCUCAUUCUCUUUUUUGGAGCUGUGCUGGGUCUUCUCUACGGUUCGCUUCUUGUAUCUUUUUUGGUUGAGACUCCCAAGUGGUACGUUUCGGUCGGGAAGUAUCAAUUGGCCCGAACAACCUUGCAGUUUCUCCGCGACUCAGACAACGUAGACAAAGAGUUUAAUUCUCUUGCUUCCAUUUCCAAAGAAGAAGAUACUCCAGUCGCCACCACAGAAGAAAACCGGGCUUUGUUGACUGCCACUGAGUCUACCCCGGAAACCUCACUUAUUCCAGCGUCAAGUACCCCUGUCAAGUCUAAUAAUGUUUCUGUGCAUACGUUUGUUUUCUCGAAAAUCUAUCGUAAGGAACUCAUUGUUGUUGUCGGCGUUCUCACAGCACAACAAUUCUGUGGUAUCAACUCAAUCAUCUUUUAUGGUGUUUCUGUUCUUGCAAAGCUUUUCCCGGAACUUACAACCACAAUCAACUGUGUUAUUUCCGUCCUCAACACUGUUGUUACCAUGUAUUCAUCCACUCUCGUAGAUAAAUACGGCCGCAAACAAUUGCUUCUCUGCUCCAUCAGCGGUAUGGCUGUUUUUUCCGCACUUCUUGGCUUUGGGAUUAAUAACUCGCACUCUAUUCUCUCAGCUCUUUCGGCAACUCUCUUUGUUGUCUUUUUUGCAAUUGGCCUUGGACCCGUGCCCUUUAUGCUUGUUUCGGAGCUAGUCCCCCAUAAUGCUGUCGGUGCGGCGCAGAGUGUGGGAACCACUGCAAACUGGCUCUCUACCUUUGUUAUCGGUUACUUCUUCCCCAUACUGCAGGCAAAAUUGGGUGGUUCGACUUACUACAUCUUUACCUUCUUCUGCUUUGCCUCAAUCACGUUUAUUUGGGCACUAGUCCCUUGGUCUACUGUCAGCAUUGAAGAUAAGCCUGACGAGACUAAUGAGUAG
Messenger RNA from Magnusiomyces paraingens, 1467 nucleotides. RefSeq lists its product as uncharacterized. The transcript is spliced from 2 exons. The record is from RefSeq and is a predicted model, not a curated record. Gene Ontology annotation, cellular component: membrane. Gene Ontology annotation, molecular function: hexose transmembrane transporter activity. Bases 1 to 1467 code for a protein of 488 amino acids. Lineage: Eukaryota; Fungi; Ascomycota; Dipodascomycetes; Dipodascales; Dipodascaceae. Gene Ontology annotation, biological process: monosaccharide transmembrane transport.